UUUCAAUACAAACCUCAAUUUCUUUUCCCCAUUUGAAAUGCAAAGCAAGCCUUUCGCGUCCUAGAGUGUUUGCCACUGGGACUCAGACCAAAUUUCCCCCCAAAAUUCUCAGGCUCUUUGCUUGAAUACCUGCUUACAGUGGUGCACAAUGGGCAGCAUUGAGAAGAAAAAUUGAUAAUCUUCACGGAAGAGUAAUUUGAAUGAAAUUGCACUUGACAGCCUGUCUCCAAGCAAACAAGAGGCGCAAGGGAGCCUCAGCUAAGCUCCGAGGACUUACCCAAGCCACUGCUGGGGGAGCUUCCUAGGGACAAAAAAAACCACUCGCUUCUCCUCCAUCUAAUUGAGCUUUUGAUUAAUUCCGUGUACCAGAUUCUACUGAAGAAAGGUAGCCAUGGAAGAGAAUAUGGAAGAGGGACAGACACAAAAAGGGUGUUUUGAGUGCUGUAUUAAAUGCCUGGGAGGCAUUCCCUAUGCUUCUCUGAUCGCCACCAUCCUGCUGUACGCUGGCGUUGCCCUGUUCUGUGGCUGUGGCCAUGAAGCCCUUUCUGGAACUGUCAACAUCCUGCAAACCUACUUUGAGAUGGCCAGAACUGCGGGAGACACAUUGGACGUCUUUACCAUGAUUGACAUCUUCAAGUAUGUGAUCUACGGCAUUGCAGCUGCGUUCUUUGUGUACGGCAUUCUGCUGAUGGUGGAAGGUUUCUUCACCACCGGGGCCAUCAAAGAUCUCUAUGGGGAUUUCAAAAUCACCACUUGCGGCAGAUGUGUGAGCGCAUGGUUCAUUAUGCUGACAUACCUUUUCAUGCUGGCCUGGCUGGGAGUCACGGCUUUCACCUCGCUGCCAGUUUACAUGUAUUUCAACCUGUGGACCAUCUGCCGAAACACCACCUUAGUGGAGGGAGCGAACCUCUGCCUGGACCUUCGUCAGUUUGGGAUUGUGACAAUUGGAGAGGAAAAGAAAAUUUGCACCGUCUCUGAGAAUUUUCUGAGGAUGUGUGAAUCCACUGAGCUGAACAUGACCUUCCACUUGUUCAUUGUGGCCCUUGCUGGAGCUGGGGCUGCGGUCAUCGCGAUGGUCCACUACCUUAUGGUUCUGUCUGCCAACUGGGCGUAUGUGAAAGAUGCCUGCCGGAUGCAGAAGUAUGAGGACAUCAAGUCGAAGGAGGAGCAGGAGCUUCAUGAUAUCCACUCUACUCGCUCCAAAGAGCGGCUCAAUGCGUACACAUAAACACCACCCCCCGUCCCUUCUACCAUUCAGAUGCAUUGGUGUUUAACUAAGAGCCAUCCAACCAUCCAACCUUUCGAAAAAGAAAACAAAAGUGCUUCUCAUCAAUGAUAUGGAAGGUGACUUAUGAAUCACCUGAAUACAAUUCUUUGCUGUUUAGCACUUAAUUUCCUAAUCUGUUAAAUUGGGGUAAUCAGAUCUCUUCUACAAGCUCCUAUCCAGCCUUUUUUGUUUCUUUUUUAAAUUUCUCAAACUCAUUUAAUAAUUCUGUAAGAUCAAAGAGACUAACAUUGUCAAAUGCAGAGAUUUCUUUGAUUUUUAACCACUUCUAUGUGUCAUACAUUACACCUUUUGCAUUAUUUCUUAUGUUUUGAAAAGAAAACUAGCUUUUUAUACUUUUUAGUUUUGAUUUCGGUAACUAGUGUAACUACAGGUAACCUUCAAAGGGACCAUGUACAUUAUGAACAAUAGACAGAGAUGAUACCAUGAUGACUCGAAACAUGAAAAUCUUGUCUGAAAAGAUCAGUGGCCACUUUGCUAUAGGCCCUGGUUAAUGUUUUCAUCAAUCUAAGGUGCAAUUUCUAAAUUUGUAAGAGUAGGUUUUAAAAAAAAAAAAGUGCUUCUUAUCUUUGUUAACAUUGCAUUUUUUCUCGAUGUACUUAAAAGGCAUUUCUCUCUGAUUACUCAUGUUUCUGUUGUGAGCAUGUAGAAACAAUGACGCUUAUGCAUGGCUAGUUACCUUUCUAAGAUUGUGACACCAGGCUUACCUUUUAAAGUUUAGUAUAGAGACGAUUUUAACGGAAAUAACUACUGUGGACUAUCGGCGAAUGAUCUCUUUGUGAUUUAAGCAGUGGCUGGAUUGGAACUUUUAAUAUGCUAAUGUGGAACAUUAAUUACCUUUAUGAAGGUGGUAUAUUAAAAAUAAGCACACUAACCCCUCUGAAGUUGUUUUACCUACUUUAAAAAAUGUUAAUGGAUUGCACCUCUGUAAACUAUCCCUCCAAUGUGUAUGAUAUAUUUGAAAAGGCUUCCAUUAAUAUAAUAGCUCUGCUUGCAGCCUUCCAAUCUAUGUCGGUUUACCUGUAGUGUUUUUUAAAGUGCGGUCAGAAGCCACUCUACAAUGUAUCCUUUCGAAGUGUAGUGAUAUAUUUGUGUUUUUAUUUCAAGUAAGUCAUUUUAACCAAAUGUUCAUUUGUAUUCAUUUAUAAGACGUACCUAUAUCAAAGGAAUUUAAAAAAAAGCAAUCAGUAUUAUUGGACCAAAUUUGGUGUUUGUUUUAACCUUAACUCUUCUUUCGGUUAUUUCUAAUGCUACAAGAAUGCUGUAAAGUGUCUUUUAAAAUGAUGUAGCCUGACAAGACUUUUUUGUCAGUGUAUAAAAACUAGGUAGUAUUGUGCACUGAUUUGACCAUUGUGAAAUCUUUUCUCAGUGUAAGUGCAUUUCUAAUAAAAUUUAUUGAGUGAAA
Hippopotamus amphibius kiboko is the source of this 2690-nucleotide messenger RNA. RefSeq names its product glycoprotein M6A (gene GPM6A). Gene Ontology annotation, biological process: neuron projection development. The record is from RefSeq and is a predicted model, not a curated record. Bases 392 to 1228 code for a protein of 278 amino acids. The transcript is spliced from 7 exons. NCBI's taxonomy places the organism in Eukaryota, Metazoa, Chordata, Mammalia, Artiodactyla, Hippopotamidae. Gene Ontology annotation, cellular component: axonal growth cone; neuronal cell body; plasma membrane.